AUAAAAAUUGAUAAAAAUCUAGUGAUGAGAGAUUGGGAGGCACUCUAAAGUUAGGGUUAUGCACGUGGCUGAAUCUCCCCUCACACGCUUCAUCAUCGCCGCCGUGAGUCACACUUCCUACGUCGGUUAAUCUUAACUAAUCUCUCCUCCACCAAAACCCUCACAGUUUCCCCCUUUCCCCACCGUCGCCGCCGCCGCCACCACACCACCGCCGUUAACCUCUUCUCCAACCUUCCAUAUUUAUAAUUUAUUACUACGAUCGAUAUUUUCCGACAACAUGUCAAUUUAUCGAGCGAUUUCUCGGAUUACGAGAACCGCGAGUAGUUACAACCGUUGCCGGUGGUUUUACUCCUCUGCUCCGCAUCAACAGCUCUCUCCCUACAGCGGCUUCAGGUCUUCUGAACAGGUUUUGGGUUGCAGAGUAAUCUCUCCUUGGUUUUCUCGCUCUUUUCGUUCCGGUGGACCACAACCCCAAUAUGAAGAUGAGGACCCAUUUUCUCUUGUUGCUGAUGAAUUAUCUAUUGUUGCUAAUAGGCUACGAUCAAUGGUUGUUGCUGAGGUGCCAAAGCUUGCCUCAGCAGCGGAGUAUUUCUUCAAAAUGGGUGUUGAAGGGAAGCGGUUUCGUCCUACUGUUAUAUUAUUAAUGGCGACGGCUUUAAAUAAUCAAAUCUCUAAACCACCUUCAGAAGGGGUUGUUGAUAUGCUUUCAACAGAGUUCCGGACAAGACUACAAUCUAUUGCUGAAAUCACAGAAAUGAUCCAUGUUGCCAGCCUUCUUCAUGAUGAUGUACUGGAUGACGCUGAUACAAGACGUGGGAUUGGCUCUCUUAACUUUGUCAUGGGAAAUAAGAUAUCAGUGUUGGCUGGAGAUUUCUUGCUUUCAAGAGCUUGUAUCACCCUUGCUUCCUUGAAAAACACAGAGGUUGUCUCAUUGAUAGCAACAGCAGUUGAGCAUCUUGUUACCGGGGAGACAAUGCAAAUGAGCUCAUCAGCAGAACAACGUAGUAGCAUGGAUUACUAUUUACAGAAGACAUACUACAAGACCGCUUCAUUAAUAUCCAACAGCUGCAAAUCCAUUGCUCUUCUUACUGGCCAAACUGCCGAGGUCGCCAUGUUGGCAUACGAGUACGGAAAAAAUCUGGGCUUGGCAUUUCAGUUAAUUGACGAUGUUCUAGAUUUCACUGGCACAUCGUCAUCUCUUGGAAAGGGCUCAUUAUCCGACAUUCGCCAUGGAAUUGUGACAGCUCCACUGUUAUAUGCAAUGGAGGAGUUUCCAGAAUUACGGUCAGUUGUUGACAGGGGACUAGACAACCCUGCAAAUGUCGAUCUCGCUCUGGAGUAUCUUGGUAAAAGCCAUGGAAUACAAAGAACAAGGGAACUUGCAGCAAAGCAUGCCAGCCUGGCAUCGGCUGCAAUCGAUUCCUUUCCCGAGAACGAUGACGAGGACGUUCAAAGAUCAAGACGGGCACUUAUAGAAUUGACACACAGAGUCAUCAACAGAACAAAGUGAAGAAAAUGAAGAUGAAUUCGUGGCCACACAGAAGAUAUAUAUGUUGAAGUUUUUGUUUGAAUGCAGUUUUCGCCCACAUCCCAUGGGUUUAGUUUUCAUUUUCUUGUUUAAAUAUUGAUUGCUUAAUAAUGAUUUUUCACAACACCACCUGGGGAACAGUUUAAAAAAAUUCAGUUUAUUAAUUCAAAAGAUAGUUUAUUUGGUAUAAAA
Molecule: messenger RNA, 1720 nt
Organism: Helianthus annuus (common sunflower)
Lineage: Eukaryota; Viridiplantae; Streptophyta; Magnoliopsida; Asterales; Asteraceae
Product: solanesyl-diphosphate synthase 1, mitochondrial
Exons: 12
Coding region: 278-1510 (410 amino acids)
Biological process (GO): isoprenoid biosynthetic process; ubiquinone biosynthetic process
Cellular component (GO): transferase complex
Molecular function (GO): prenyltransferase activity
Source: RefSeq, a predicted model, not a curated record